Cydia strobilella is the source of this 1679-nucleotide messenger RNA. RefSeq names its product heterogeneous nuclear ribonucleoprotein K (gene HnRNP-K). The transcript is spliced from 11 exons. The coding region runs from base 202 to 1392 and encodes 396 amino acids. Gene Ontology annotation, molecular function: RNA binding. The record is from RefSeq and is a predicted model, not a curated record. Lineage: Eukaryota; Metazoa; Arthropoda; Insecta; Lepidoptera; Tortricidae.
AACACCAAACAUCUGCCAUUGCCGCCAUUUUUACUUUUUUUGUGGACUGAAAAUUUCAUUUUAAUAAUUAAUUAAUGGUCGUUGUUUUGAGAUUAUAACAAAUUCCUACGUUGCUUUUUAGUGCUCAACGUAUAACGACACUGCUUUGGUCUAAUCAGCUAUCCAUUGCAAUCCUCUUAAUAAAAUAUAGAUACGAUCACGAUGAAGCGGGACGCGUACGGUGACGACGGCCCCGCCAUGAAGCGGCACCGCCAGCCGGAUGACGAAGUUACCUUCCUCAUACCUAGCAAGGUGGCUGGGUCUAUCAUUGGCAAAGGAGGCACCAACAUAUCAAAACUGAGAAGCCAGUACAAAGCCUCUAUAACAGUCCCAGAUUGCCCCGGCCCCGAACGGGUACUCUCCAUAGCGGCACCGGAAGUGGAGACGAUUUUGGAUAUUGUGAAAGAUAUCCUCCCCAAUUUGGCUGAUGCUGGUGGACCGCAUAAGGGAGGAAACAGCGAUGAAGAUCUCGACGUCCGUCUACUGAUCCACCAGAGUCGAGCUGGUUGCGUGAUUGGCAAAGCAGGCGCCAAGAUAAAGGAAUUGCGAGAGAAAACUGGUGCUCGUCUGAAAAUAUUCUCGAACCCGGCGCCGCAGAGCACGGAGCGCGUGGUGCAGCUGGUCGGCGGGCCCGAGGCCGUCGCCGCCGCCGUGCGCGAGGUGCUCGACUUAGUGAGAGAGGUGCCCAUUAAAGGAGCCAUCCAAAAUUACGACCCCCACAACUACGAUGACUACUACGCGGACGAAUACGGCGGCUUCGGCAACGGGCAGGGCGGGGGCCCACGCGGCGGCCCCGGGCGAGGCCCACCCCGCGGCGGCCCUCCGCCGCGCGGCCCGCCCCCGCCGGGCCCCGGCCGCGGCCCGCCGCCCCCGCGCGCCGGCCCGCCCCUGGGCCGCGGCGGCCCGCCCGGGCCCCGCGGCGGCUUCAAUGACUUCUCCGGCCCUGGCGGACUCGGAGGCCCGGGCCCCAGGGGCAACUUUAACGGCCCGCCUCGCGGCGGCAACUUCGCCGGCGCAAACUUUGGCGGCGGUGGCGGCGGCGGCAACUUUGGCGGUCGCAGUGGCGGCGGUGGCAACUUCGAUGGCGACAGCAACCAACAGGAGACAACCACUCAAGUCACCAUUCCCAAAGACUUGGCGGGCGCGAUAAUCGGCAAGGCGGGGUCGCGCAUCCGCAAGAUCCGCGCGGACUCGGGCGCCGGCAUCGAGAUCGCGGAGCCGCUGCCCGGCUCCAGCGACCGCAUCAUCACCAUCACGGGCACGCCGGCGCGCAUACAGACCGCGCAGUAUCUCUUGCAGCAGAGUGUUCACGAAAGCAACCCGAGUCUGGGCGGUGGCCGAGGUAACUUCUGAUUGCAGUUUUCUUAUUGUCCGUAAGAAGAGCUACUAUUGAAACUUUACUGAUCCACCUCAACACCAAUAAUGUACAAUAUAAGGCCGUGAGGCUCGCGUGACACUUGUCAGUAACGUAUUUACAGAGUGAAUUACAAUAUAAUGAUUAAUGUAAGAGGAAUGCAUUUAUCGUAAUUUAUAUAUAUAAUAAAUUUUACUAAGAUCGUGUCAAUAAUUUGAUGGGAAUUUGUUACAUCGAUUGUAUUUUUAAGUAAAUAGAACUAGAAUUAAUAAAGUUUAUUUUGCAA